Messenger RNA from Gopherus flavomarginatus (Mexican gopher tortoise), 649 nucleotides. RefSeq names its product coiled-coil domain containing 86 (gene CCDC86). The coding region runs from base 98 to 412 and encodes 104 amino acids. Gene Ontology annotation, cellular component: nucleolus. Lineage: Eukaryota; Metazoa; Chordata; Testudines; Testudinidae. The transcript is spliced from 5 exons. The record is from RefSeq and is a predicted model, not a curated record.
UGCAGGCGCAGGGGCUAGAGCCGGCGCCCGAGCGACCCCGGGAGGAGUCCAUGGCUCCGCCGCUCAGCCCCGAGGACGGGCAAGCGGGUUUUCCCAUAUGAUUCAGGACAAGCCACUCCGCACCUCCUGGGAGCGAAAGAUGAAAGAGCGCCAGGAGAAGAAAAUAGUCAAGGAUUUUGCCCGGCAUCUUCAGGAGGAAAAACAGAGGGAGCGUGAGGAGAAGAAGCAGCGCCGAAAAGAGAACUUGAAACGACGCCUGGAGAAUGAGCGGAAGGCGGAGAUCGUACAAGUGAUCCGGAAUCCGCUCAAGUUGAAGCGUGCCAAGAAGAAGCAGCUGCGCCGAAUCGAGAAGCGGGAUACGCUGGCACUAUUGCAGAAACACCAGGUGCAGCGCAAAGAGGCCAAGGAGUGAGGCUGCAGCGGGGAAGGAAAGAAAGAGUCCAGAUGGUGAAUGAUGCAGUUCUAUUCAUCUUGGCUCUUGUGGGUAUCCGUGGUUACUGGUUUCUGCUGCAGUGGUGUGAAUUCAGAAAUUGUGAAAACAGCAAAGCUCCAGUGGAGUAACCCUAACCGAACUGCUGUCGCUAACAGUAACGUGAGCUGCCCCUUUACGUUUCCAAAACCAAACAAUAAAAAUGUUGAGAAUUGGGUA